CAAUGUCGCUAAAACUGACAUGACAUUAAGUUGAGUAGAGCAUUGCAUUAUCGACUUCGAGUCGAUCGACCGACGGUUUUAGAUUUUGGAAUUUACAAUUUCAAUGAGUUUAUUUGAAUUAAAGUAAUAAUGGCUGCAGUAUUUAAAAGUGGAUUCUCAGUUAUAAGAAAUAUUGCACUAUCAACUUCAACUCGUGCCAUUGCCACGUCUAGACCUUUAAAUUUGAAAGAAAUUCGCGAGAAAAAUGAAGGUGGUACACUGGUAGUAGAGGGUGUAAAUGUUACUUCUCCAAGGUCGGAGUUAUUAAUUCGGGCUGAGAAGCUGAGCCCACCACCGGAGCCUCUUCAGAAGUCUGAAAUUGCACCAUGCUACAUGUGCGCUUUAGGCUUAGACGUGAAACACACUGAUGUGCUUAUUCUGAGUCAGUUCGUCAGGUCUGAUGGGUGUAUGUUACCUCGGCGUAUUACAGGCUUGUGCCGCAGGCAACAGAAGAAAAUUGGCAAGAUGGUCACAAUGGCACAAAAAGCAGGUCUAAUGAUAAAUCUCACUCCUGCAUAUUGUAAUAAGGACCCCAAGAAAAGGCGAGAUUAUAAGAAAUUUAAUACCUACUUUGAUGAAGCAACAAUAUUCUGGAAGAGGAUACCGAAACAGAAUGAUCGAUUUAAACGAUAGUAAUUUCAUAUAGUUUUAAACACAGAUAAUAAAAUAAUGUUUUAGUUUAUUA
Plodia interpunctella (Indianmeal moth) is the source of this 724-nucleotide messenger RNA. RefSeq names its product mitochondrial ribosomal protein S18A (gene mRpS18A). Gene Ontology annotation, biological process: mitochondrial translation. NCBI's taxonomy places the organism in Eukaryota, Metazoa, Arthropoda, Insecta, Lepidoptera, Pyralidae. Gene Ontology annotation, molecular function: structural constituent of ribosome; small ribosomal subunit rRNA binding. Gene Ontology annotation, cellular component: mitochondrial small ribosomal subunit; ribosome. The record is from RefSeq and is a predicted model, not a curated record. The coding region runs from base 130 to 672 and encodes 180 amino acids. The transcript is spliced from 3 exons.